AGCGACCUUAUCCAUCCGCAGGGCUCUCUCUUGGGAACGAUCCCAAGUUCCCUCAGUGGUCGCUGAUGGAGGCCACGAUUACUGCCUCUCCCUUCACCUUCCACCUUGCUUCGCCCUUUCCCUUCUUCCGAUCUCCGCCUCCGCCUCCGUUGAGAUCGUGGUCUCCGCGAAACCCUAAGGCCUCGAUCCGCUCUCCCCCUUCCGGGUUCGACUACAAGGCGGAGGUUAUGCAGGAUUCCCGAGCCGCGGCGGCCGCAGCGCACCCGGAGCUGAUGGACCUGGUGGAGGACGGCUCCCUGGUCCUCGUCGAGAAGGGCCGCUUCGGACCCGUUCCGAGCUGGAGGACCGAGUUCGUGGAGCCGGAGACCAUCUGGCUGAUCGGGACCUCGCACCUGUCGGAGAAGUCCGCCUCGGACGUUGAGCGCGUCGCGAGGGCCGUGAGGCCGGACAACGUCGUCGUCGAGCUCUGUAGGAGCAGAGCCGGAAUAAUGUAUGCUUCCACCUCUGCUGAGGAUGUUCCCUCUCUAAAAUUAAACAUGUUUUCCCUCAGUGGGGCUAAGUUCUUUGGAGCCAUCAACCGCAGCAUAAAUUUGGGUGGACAAAGUGCUCUUGCUUUGCGUUUGCUGCUAGCUGUUUUUUCUUCCAAAAUAUCUUCUGAUGCAAAUCGAUCUUUUGGAGAUGAGUUCCGUGCUGCUCGGAAAGUUUCUGAGGAGCUUGGAGUUCAAAUUGUUCUGGGAGAUCGCCCAAUUGAAAUAACUCUUGAAAGGGCCUGGAGUUCUCUUACAUGGAGUGAAAAAGUGAGAUUGGUUCUCUCACUUUUUCGUGGGAUAUCUUCUUCAUCAUCUGAACUGCCAGAAAGUAAUAUGAAGGAUCAGGAAAUGGAUGGCAGCCCUUAUAAGCUGUAUGAGUCUUUAAGUGUCUCAUAUCCUUCACUCUUGCAGCCUCUCAUACAUGAGCGUGAUACGUAUCUUGCGUGGUCUCUGAAAAGGAGCAAAGCUGUGAAUAAGAGUAAGAAAGUUCUCGGGGUCAUUGGAAAAGCUCACAUGAAUGGGGUGGUCUAUGCAUUGAUAUCUGAUCUGGGUGACUUGCGGUUCCGCGACCUUGUCGGCAAGACAUCAGGUGAGAGCAACUCUGGAUGGCUUUCUAAUUUCCUCGAGAGUUUAGUUAGAGAUACUCUUCUAGGCUUCAUACUCUGGAUUUUAUAUGAACAAUUGAUUAACACAUUUCAGCACCCAUGAACGUCAAACCUCAUGGUGAAAAAAAAAAAAAAAAUCACUCUCAAUUGGUGAGCUGAAGCUUUUCAUACUCAGUUAAUCUUGUCAUGCCAUAUUACUAGCCAUAAUACAAUGUCUGUGCAUAUGUUUAAACGAUGCAAAACUCUGGUUUGUCAAUUAAAAAUAUGACAACGAAAGUUUGGAUUCCAGUUGGAUCUGUGGGUUCUAACUGGUAUUUUUUUGGUUCAA
Molecule: messenger RNA, 1463 nt
Organism: Musa acuminata AAA Group (dessert banana)
Lineage: Eukaryota; Viridiplantae; Streptophyta; Magnoliopsida; Zingiberales; Musaceae
Exons: 7
Coding region: 66-1238 (390 amino acids)
Source: RefSeq, a predicted model, not a curated record